AUGUGUCGUUCUCAACAACAAAAUAUAUUGGUUAAUCAAAAACAAUCAACUGAUGAUCAACUUGAACUUGUACCAUAUGAUUUAAUCAAUGGUUAUCAUGGAAAUCAGCUGUUAUUGAAUCAAAUCAAACAACAAUUAACUGACAUCGAGCAAAAACUACAUGAUAAUGAAAAAAAGUUACAUGAUAAUGAAAAAAAACUGGCACUUAUAAACGAAGAAAUAGUUGCAAUGAAAGAAAAAUUUCUUAUCCUUAUGCAAAAGCGCAAGAUUCAAAACAAUGAUUGA
Rotaria sordida is the source of this 285-nucleotide messenger RNA. NCBI's taxonomy places the organism in Eukaryota, Metazoa, Rotifera, Eurotatoria, Philodinida, Philodinidae. The record is from the annotation of a GenBank genome assembly.